This is a messenger RNA of Pistacia vera, 2707 nucleotides long. RefSeq names its product glutamate receptor 2.7-like. Gene Ontology annotation, cellular component: plasma membrane. The transcript has 5 exons. The record is from RefSeq and is a predicted model, not a curated record. NCBI's taxonomy places the organism in Eukaryota, Viridiplantae, Streptophyta, Magnoliopsida, Sapindales, Anacardiaceae. Gene Ontology annotation, molecular function: glutamate-gated receptor activity. The coding region runs from base 16 to 2535 and encodes 839 amino acids.
GAAGAAAAAGUGGCCAUGGAACUAGCAGCUCAAAGUUUUAACACCACCUCACAAAGUUACAAGCUAUUCCUUCAUUUCCGGAACCCUGGAAGAGAUCCCCUCCAAACUGUUUCAGCAGCUGAAAAGCUGAUUAUUGAAAAGGAAGUUGCAGUGAUUAUUGGCAUGGAGACAUGGGGACAAACAGCUCUAGUUGCUGAAAUUGGAAACCGAGCUCAAGUUCCCAUUGUUUCAUUUGCAGAACCUGCCAUAACUCCACCACUAACACCAACUCGUUGGCCUUUCUUAGUAACAAUGGUUAACAAUAGAGCUGAACAGAUAAGAUGCACUGCAGCUCUGGUUGGUUCCUAUAAUUGGAGAAGGGUUAUUGUGAUUUAUGAAGAUGAUUCAAUCGGUGGAGAUACUGGGGACUUGGCUCUUUUGUCAGAGGUUCUUCAAAAUAUUGGUUCAGAGAUUGAGCACCGAUUGGUUCUUCCAUCAUUUUCUCAUUUGUCUAAUCCAAAAGAAUUUGUACAAGGAGAGCUGGAGAAACUUCUUAUUAGAACACAAUCUCGGGUUUUUAUUGUUCUUCAAUCAUCAACACCUAUGACAAUUCACCUUUUUAGACAAGCAAGAAAGAUAGGACUUGUGGGGAAAGACACUGUUUGGAUUAUUACAGAAACUAUCACAAGUUUGCUUGACUCAUUCAACACUUCUGUUAUCUCCUCUAUGGAAGGUGUUCUCGGAAUCGAGACCUACUUUUCUGAAUAUACUACUUCUUACAGGGACUUUAAAACUAAAUUCAGAACAAAAUUUCGAUCCGAGUAUCCUGAGGAUGAUGACUCUGACCCUGGAAUUUAUGCCUUAAGGGCUUAUGAUAGCAUUAAAACAGUUAUACAAGGCUUGGAUAAAAUUACUAGUGACAAUAACAGUUUGCUAGAAAAUCUAUUAUCAACCAAUUUCACGGGCUUAAGUGGCCAAAUAAGUUUCGCAGAAAGAAAGCUCUUGCAAACUUCAACAUUAAGAAUCAUAAACGUGGUUGGCAAGAAAUACAACGAGCUAGACUACUUUUGGCUGCCUGAGUUUGGAUUCUCAAAGGACCUUGUAAUAGAAAAGGGAAGCAAAGUUGUUGACAUCAGUGAAGAAAUGGAUGGUGCAGUGAUUUGGCCUGGGGAUUUAAACCGAAAUCCAAAAGGUUGGGCUAUGCCCACUGACGCAAAGCCUUUGAAAAUUGGAGUUCCGGGUAGAACUGCAUUCGAUAAAUUUGUCAGCGUUAAAUUCAAUAGCAAUCCGCAGGAGAAUAAAUAUGAUGGUUUUUGCAUUCAACUUUUCUAUGAAAUACUGAAUGUUUUGGACUAUGCUCUACCUUACGAAUUUAUUCCCUACAACGGCACCUACGAUGAUCUGGUUUAUCAUGUCUAUAACAAGACAUAUGAUGCUAUUGUGGGCGAUGUAACAAUACUAGCCAACAGAACAAAACUUGUGGAAUUUACUCAGCCCUACUCAGAGUCAGGCUUGUCCAUGAUAGUUCCAGUUAAGACCGAAGAAUCAGCAUGGAUGUUCCUGAAGCCUUUUACCUGGGAAAUGUGGACGGUAACCGGAGCCAUCUUGUUCUACACAAUGCUGGUAAUCUGGUUCUUGGAGCAUCAACAAAAUCCAGAAUUCGGUGGCCCAUGGAGAAAUCAGAUUGCCACAGCUCUUUGGUUCAUUUUCUCUUCUCUUUUCUUCGCUCACAGUGAGAGAGUCUCUAGCAACCUCACUCGAUUGGUGGUUAUAGUGUGGCUAUUUGUGGUGCUAAUCUUAAACUCAAGCUACACAGCUAGUCUUUCUUCAAUGCUCACUGUGCGAAGACUGAAACCGAAUGUGACAGACAUUGAGUGGCUUAAGAGAACCAAUGCGAAAGUAGGUUGUGACCCAGAUUCGUUUGUGAUGAAAUACCUGGAGAAUGUGCUUGAAUUCAAACCAGAGAACAUCUUGACAGUUGACCGCGAAUACAAAUAUCAAGAGGAACUCAAAAGCAACGUCAUAGCUGCUGCCUUUCUUGAAAUCCCGUAUGCGAAAGUUUUUACAUCAGAGUACUGCAACCAAUUCUCCGCCAUCACACCCUCCUACAGAUUUGGAGGGCUAGGCUUUGUUUUCCCGAGAGGGUCUCCAAUAGCAGCCGAUUUUUCUGAAGCAAUCCUAAAGAUAUCAGAGAACGGAGUUCUCAAGUCUUUAGAGGAAAAGUGUUUUGCCCCCUCAGCUGGCUGCUCAACAAACGUAACCAACAAUGAUUUAACUGAAAGCCUGAGCCUCCACAGCUUUUCAGGUCUCUACCUGAUAUCUGGAUUCAUUUCCACCAUCUGUGCUCUACUAUUUCUGGUUAAAUUACUAACGAAUUAUAGAAAAAACCAAGUUGCAACUCAAGGAAAUACAACUGCAAGUAAUAGAAGCUUUUGGAGCAAGGCCAUAGGACUUGGAAAGUACGUACUUGAUAGAAAGGAAAGAAUAAUUAUCCAGCUUCAACUUGUGCGCGAACAGCUGAUGAACGGAGGAACUCUUCGAGAUGGAAGUAUGUAAAUCCAUCUGAUACUUCAGAUAAUCAGCAGGAAUCCAUUGAAGCUGACAGGGAAAUGCAGUAUAUCCCAGGUUGUAGCUGAGACCAAGAUUCAUGUGUUUAUGAUUGUCCUAAAUGUUUAUAAAUAAUAAUUAAUUCUUUAAAUUCAUUUGUAAACUAUAGAAGUUAAUUGUU